CUCAGACAACAACAUGCCGGGUGUCAACGGAGAAAGCAAGAAAGAUGGCCUUGAAACUGAAGAAGAAAAGCGUGAUCUCGGUUCAAAACCAAAGAAAAUGGAAGAAAAAAGCUCCAAGACUCGAAAAACGUCGGAGGUUUCAGGAUUAGAUGCCGAACGACAGUGUUUAGUGCAACGGCCGUCCGAUCAGCAAUGGCAUCCUGCUGAAAUUAUACACAUCAGACCGGUAGAUGAGGGAAAAUCGGAAUAUUACGUUCAUUACCAUGGAUUCAACAGACGCCUGGAUGAGUGGGUGCCUAUGGAAAGAGUUGAUCUUCAGCAGAAAGACGUCCACAUGCAUAUUCCAAUUGUAGAGGAGAAAGUUGACAUUGAAGGUCCAGAAAGGAAACUGACAAGAAAUCAGAAACGCAAACAUGAUGAAAUAAAUCAUGUUCAGAAAACUUAUGCAGAAAUGGAUCCAACAACAGCAGCCCUGGAGAAAGAACAUGAAGCUAUCACAAAGAUAAAGUAUGUGGACAAGAUCCAGUUUGGCAAAUAUGAGAUUGAUGCCUGGUACUUUUCACCCUUCCCUGAGGAAUACGGAAAGCAGAAUAAACUGUGGGUUUGUGAAUAUUGCAUCAAGUAUAUGAAGUUUGAGGAAACAUACAAAAAGCACCUGGUGAGGAUAAGAGGAAGGUGUAGUAUGCGACAGCCUCCUGGGAAAGAAAUAUAUCGCAAAGGAACAAUUUCAGUUUAUGAAGUAGAUGGGAAGGAAAAUAAGUUAUAUUGUCAGAACAUUUGUCUCCUUGCAAAAUUAUUCCUGGAUCACAAGACUCUGUACUUUGAUGUGGAACCUUUCUUGUUUUACUUGCUAACUGAAGUGGACAGAGAUGGUGCCCAUCUAGUUGGAUACUUCUCAAAGGAGAAAGAAUCACCUGAUGGAAACAAUGUAGCAUGCAUACUGACUUUACCACCCUAUCAGAGGAAAGGAUAUGGGAAAUUCUUAAUAGCCUUCAGCUAUGAAUUGUCUAAAAUUGAGCAGAUGGUUGGAUCACCUGAGAAGCCCUUGUCAGAUCUGGGCAAGUUAAGUUAUAGAAGCUACUGGUCUUGGAUUCUACUGGACAUUCUUCGAAACUUCAGAGGAACACUUUCCAUUAAGGAUCUCAGCAACAUGACAAGUAUUACUCAGGAGGACAUAAUCAACACACUUCAGUCGUUGAAUAUGGUGAAAUACUGGAAAGGUCAACACGUGAUAUGCGUUACGCCCAAACUUGUCGAGGAGCAUGUCAAGAGUGCGCACUACCGCAAACCAGUACUGUCAGUGGACACGUCAUGUCUGAGGUGGGCUCCGCCAGGGAAGAAAAUCAAGAAGUUGAAACAUUGAGCUGGUUUGACCAACAACAAUAUGUAGGAACAGGUCAUAAUAAGGUAGUUGUGGUCUGCAUGGGAAGUCAGAUAAGCUGGAAGAACGUUGAGGUUUGAAAAUUUCCAGUAACUAGAGGGAUUUUCUUGCUGGGGUAGUUUGUACAGACGCAUAAGUUACCAGGUCCGAAAGUUGUGUGUGAUUUUGGUCUUCAGUCGCGUGUUGGCUUCUGUGAGUUUUGUUCGGUACAACCUUCAAGGUUUCGCCGGAGAAUAACUAUCGACUUGAGAUGUGGAACAAAAACAUCUGCUAUGACAAAAACCUGAAGCAGUUGAGGUUUGUUGUCGCGUGUCAGGGAAAAUUUAUGUUAAUUAACAGGGAAUACUUCUGUAUUUGAAAAGUAAACGACCAUGCAGGCCCAGUGUAGAUUACGUGAGAUGGUGAAGAAAAGUGAAUAGUGUUGUUAAAGAAUGAGUAGGUCGUGAACACCAUGACAUUUUAUCGAAAACCGCUUUGAAUGAUAAAGAGUAAAGCAUCAUUUAGUUUUAAUGGACUACGAGUGACCAUCAGAGGUGAUGUGUAAGCUCUGUUUUAAUUUUGAAACUGCUUUUCUUGCAACACACCCGUCCACCCACAAGGAAUGCACAACGGAAUGUGAAAUUUUUAACCAUCUUGCUAGACCACUUGAAGAGCGUAGAUGUUGUCGUCCUCGUUUAAUAUUUUUGUUUUCUGCCCAGUCGACUUAAUUAACACACUUGAAUACUCUGUAUUUUAUAUUGGUGUAUAAACCUGUAUUAAAGUCAGUUACUUUUAAGUAGA
Stylophora pistillata is the source of this 2161-nucleotide messenger RNA. RefSeq names its product histone acetyltransferase KAT8. NCBI's taxonomy places the organism in Eukaryota, Metazoa, Cnidaria, Anthozoa, Scleractinia, Pocilloporidae. Gene Ontology annotation, molecular function: histone H4K16 acetyltransferase activity. Gene Ontology annotation, cellular component: NuA4 histone acetyltransferase complex; NSL complex; MSL complex. Gene Ontology annotation, biological process: regulation of DNA-templated transcription. The record is from RefSeq and is a predicted model, not a curated record.